AUGUCGCUGCCGACGGAGCCCCAGUCCUGGACCCUGGGCCUGUCCGCGGACAAAGCCCUUGCAGCGCUGCACAACUUCACCACCAAGGCCACGCGCAUCCUGGAGCAGCGCCGGGGCGCCAGGGAAUCCUACCGUGAGCUCCUCGCGAAAUCCAUCAUGAAGCUGCGGGUGUCCGGAGCCGUGCCGUUUGAUGACGCGGGCCGGGUCGAGAGGACGAUGCAAGCAGUGAGUGCCUGCGCGAUGGCCUCCCACGACCCGCCGAGGGUGGACAUGCGCACCGCGGUCGCCCGUGCCCAGGAGCUCCUCGAGGCCCACCAGCAGCGGAGCGGCCGCCGCGCCGGCGCGCGCGGGCGCCGCAGCCGCAGCCGCAGCCGAGGCGCCGGUCGCGACGCCCCCGAGCACGCCCGCCGCUCCAAGGACAAGGAGCCGGAGGCUGGCGGCGCUCGCGGCCGCGGACGGAGCCGCCGCCGUGCCCCGAGCCCCAGGUCUCCGAUCCCUUCCAGGCCAGCCGGCAGCCCGUCGCCGAAUGCCACGCCGGUCCCCCGCCGCGGGCGGUCGAGGACGCCUCCCACCGAGAUCGCCGAAGAGGGCCCGCCAGAGCCCCUCGACCCCCCCAAGGAGCCGCCGGCGCAGGGGGCGCCGGCCCCGACCCCGACGGCAGUUGCGCCAGAUCACCCCAUCGCCGCAGCCGGCACUACCACCGCGCCCGGGACGCCGCAGCGGCAGAACGAGCAGUCGGCGUUCCUCUCGCAGCUGGCCGCAGUCUCCCCGCGCACGCAGAGCCGCAUGAUUGAGGCCGCGAUGGGGGCCGCCCGGCCUGCGUGCAGCGCCGCGGCGGGGCCGGCGGCGGCGACCCCGCCGCCCGCCACCAGCGGCGCAGCCGGGGGCUUGCUCACGGUCGAAGGGGGCUCCAACGCGGACGUAGGCGGCAUCGUCGGCGGCUCCUACACCAUGCUCUCCCAGAACCACGGAAUGCCGACGUACUCCAAGGACGUGCAAACCCAUGACCUCGACGUGCUGCUGUACUUUUGGGAUGAGCGUGACGGGGAGCAGUUCUGCGUCUUGCGGUUUGGGCACCAGCUGGGAGGAGACCACGCGUGGGCACACUGCCCAGGGCGGGCCCCCACGCCGCCUCAGACAGGAUGGAGGGCCCCGUGCGACGGGCCCAUUGACCCAACCUUCGUGGUGACCACCCAGCCGCAAGGACCUUCGCUGGAGGCUCCACCCCGCGCGCAGCCAUCCUACUCCGCGGAGGCCGUGAGUGAGGGCCGCAGCGCGACGACGCCAGCCAGCAGUCCGAUGGCCUCAUGCGAUGGCCCCGCGGGGCCUGGGGCCGCGCAGCCCAGCCAGCCGCAUGCACUUGCAGGCCCCCGCCAGUCCAGGCCCCUCCCGACAGCGGGAGUCCCAGACCUGUCGACAGCAGACCACCCCACGAAGCGAUGGGACGCCCACCGCGCGCUCCACCCCCCCGACGACCCGGCAGCCAUCCUGGUCGAGCAGUCGAGCCCGAACUGGCAGCCGAUGGCCGCGAACCACGUCGUCGAGUUCUCCUUCGCCCCGGGCGGGAGCCUGGACCGCGACGCCCAACUCUGGGACUUCUACCGCACCCUGGCGUACGCGGGGAUCUAUGUUCACGAAGUGUACGCUGGGGCCCAGUGGGAGGCGCGCACCAACGCGUGGGGCGGGGCCGGCACGAUCUACGUGCCCGCUGUCCGAACGAGCCACGGGGUCACCAUCAACUGGUGGCAGUCCCGUGAUGGCCACCUCCGCUGCGACGGGAAAACACCCCUGGUGGAGCACCUGCGGCCGCAGCUCCGCAGGGCGUUCCCCGCGUGGACCCCCGGGGCGACGGCCCACGGGCGGACCACAGGAAGGCAGGCAAACAGAGCGAUGGUCCAACAGGGGCGGCCCAACCAGGAAGACGUGCAGCGCGGGGCGCGCCAGCAGCGCCUGGCCGGCAAAGUCCGCUCGGAUGCCGCCGACCGUCAGGGUGCGUGGCCAGGGGUCUGGGACCUGCUGGACGAGCACAUCGGUGUCCGGAAUGCGAUCGAGGACGCGGAGCGGCCCCUCCAGACAAGGGCGGGAGCGACGUGGCAGGAUGAGGCCGAGCACGCCCGCGCAGAGCCGGCCAUGGAGGCCGCCGACCCCGGGGGGGCAGCGCCGACAGAGGACCGGGAAGCAGCCACCGCUCACCAGCGGCUGGGUGAGGAACUGGCCCGUGCAGAGGCCGCCGCGUACACGGGCGCCCUCGAGGGGCUCCCGACACUGGCGCGGCCGUGGUCGCCGGACGCCCACGGGCGCGACGUCGAGUGCUGGGCAACGGGCGUGGCGGCCGACGUCGACCGCCUGCUUGAAGAGAAGCCCCGGACGUGCUCUACCCCACUGAUCGGCCUGCUCCCAGGCCCACACGGCGCGGCAGAGGCGCUGACCGCGGCAUUACACGCAUCCGCCACCGCCGCAGGCCAGCUGGCCGAGGGCCGCCGCGGCCAACGGAGCCAGGGCCCGAGCGCCACCCUCGGGUCAAGCGCUUACGCAGGCCCCCUGCGCAUGGUGCCGCACGCCGCAGACCCAGCAGCAACACAGGCGGCGAGUGGCUGGACUCUUGGCGGGGUUAGCGCUGGCCUGUCUGGCGGCGCAAACCUACAGGGCACGGGCAUCCUCACCCAUCGGUGGAGGGACAAGGGCACCCUCAUGACGGCGCUCGACGUUGAGUUCUUUCUCAGCACCGCGUGCCGCCUCCUGCCUGGCAUCGACUUAAGCCGCCACGUCCCCGACUUCCCUUUCGAAGCGAUGGGCCCCGCCACCGCGAAAUACGGGGCGGUCGUGGGAUUCCGGCAUCACGAGGCACGUGCGCCGAUUGAAUGGCUGAGCGGAGCGACAGAUACUGACCGCAUCCAGUGGUAUGUAGCUGAUGGGGAGGUGCUCAUCGGGGGGUUCGCCAUCCCGCCGAAGGGGCCCGAGGCGCCAGAAGAAUCCCGCCGCGAGCUCGUGGACGCGCUGUUCUCGCAGUACGACAGGAUCCGGCGCAGCCGCCCUGAACUGUCACUCGCGGUGGCAUACGGUGACCUCAACCCCAGCCCCUCCCUGGAGAAGCAUUACCGUCGUCACCUCACCGCCCGGGGGCUGGGGGACCUCGUCCCAGACACCGUCGCCACGCAUGUCCGCGGGCGCCGCCUGGACGUCGCGUGGACCACGGACCCCGUCCGCGUCACCGCGGUGGUGCACAACGGGGAGGAGUGCCGCGCAUCGGGCUGCACGAGGCAACACUGUGGGAAGCACGUCGAGCUCUUCGGGUGCCACGACCUGGACCACUACCCCGUCGUCCUGACAGGCCUUCAGACGCGUGCCCCCGCAGGCGAGACGAGUAGGAGCGGCCGCGCUGCCCGCUGCGCAUUCAGCAAAGAGCCGGGCGAUUGGUCAGUCGCCCUGAGGGACCUGGAGCCGUUCCAGGAGCUCGCCGCCGAGGAGCUCCGCCGAUGGUCUCAACACGGGGGCACGUGGCGGACUGCCCCGGACGACGCGCCCCUGGCAUCUGCGGAGCUUGCGUCAUGGCUUUGGCGUGCUUCUUGCUACCUGGGCGCGGUGACGGGCGGCCUCCUGUGGGUCGUGCGCGCGCCCCCCCUCCAGCUCGCGCCACCGAGCAGCGCCCCCCUCGCGGCGGACGCCAUCCAGGCGACGCGGCGGCGGCAGGCCGAGCGAGCCAACUCCCUGGCCCGCACUCGCGCGGCACGGUACAUCCAGCUCGCCGAGCAGGACCCCACGGCAGCGGAGCAGUACCUCACGAAGCUCUCCGGACAGCACGGCCUGGGCCUCCCGCAGAUCAUGGAGGACAGCAGCGUGCCAGGCGCCUUCAGGAGAGGCGACGACGUCCUGGCAGGUGCGGCGCAGUACAUUCGUCAGAGAGGGCGCGGUCGGGAGGCAGACUUCACGCCCCGCCAAAAGGACCACCUCAGGCGUGAGGAGCGCCGCUCCCGAGAUCUCCUUGCCUCUCUACGCCAGCAGUGGCGGCAGGAGUGGGCGCGGGACCACCGCCCUUACACUGAAGAAGACCUCCGAGACGCCUGCGAUCGGAUCAAGGUCGGAAAGGCCAGCGCAGGACUGCCUUACGCCUGCCUCAAAGAGAUGCCCCAGGGACAGGGGGGGCUCCUCUUGUGCGUACAAAACUUCGCCCGGUUUCUUAUGGUGAUCCCUGGCCGGUGGAAAGACCAGCCGACUUUUCACAAGCGGAAACAUGGGAAGCCACAACAGCAGUACCCGAGCUACCGCACCCUCUCCACGAACACCGUGGAACUCAGAGUGACCGAGGAACUGUGGGCGCUGCACCACGAGCACGCACUCUGGCUUUCCGCGGGGGACUGCCAACUGGGCAGGGGAGAAUCUCUCAUCGCAGUCCUGCUCGGCGUCGAGACGCGGCUCAUACGCGCAGACCUGGGCCUGCCCAUCGCCGAGGCCUUCACAGACCUUGCGGAGGCGUUUGACACGAUACACGCCCCAGCGGUUAUCCUGGGCAUUAGCGAAGGAGCGGGCCUCACCGGAGAGGACCUCGUGCUGGCCGCGCAGAUGCUCCACGGCUCCCAGGUCCGCGUCGUCUCGGGCGAGGCGCAGGCUGCACCAGUCGCCCUUACGGACGGAAUGCCCGAAGGCCGGCGCCUCGCCCCAGCCUUCUUCGUCGCGGCGGCCAGGGCCUUCAGGGCGGCCGCUGGCCCCGACUGCGGCGGCGUCGGGUGCCGCCAGGGCAACCAGACCUGGGAGGCCGCCAUGCGCGCAGCCCCAUCCCACGCGGACCAGCGCGCCCUCCUGGACGCCGCCUCCACCCUGCGGGUCGGCCUCACGCAGUUUAUGGACGACAACGUGCACAGGGCCAGCUCCAGGGGCGGCCUCGACCUCGAGAUCUGCAUCCAGCGCAUCACAGAGGCAGCCCAGUCGGUCCGAGGUGAGCUCCGCGUCGGGCCCGGGAAGACGGAGUGCAUCAGUAACGGGAUCGCGGACGUCCGACCGAUCCGCGGCAUCGCGUUUGCCACGCAGCACACGUCCCUGGGCAUCCCAGUCGAGGCUGACGCCCGCAUGAUAGGCCUCCUCAGGCAGGUCGAAAACCGGGCGCAGGGAGGCUGGGCCAGCACGCCCACGGCCAUCGAGCACCUCGGCUUGCCCACCGCUGCCGCGCUGGCCGCCCUGCGCACGCGGACCACCCCGCGAGCAUUCCACGGGGCGGCCCUGCUCAUCGCGCGUGGCGAUUGGGAGCGCCGUGUUGACGCCAUCCCGGACCGUUGGAUUUCACGGCUGCUUGACCUCUCUCAGCCGGUGCCGCGCAUCGCCCUCCUCCGCGAAGGCGGGCUCGCAUGGCGGCUGAGCACCAGCACCCUCCGCCGCGCCUUCGGCCUCCACGCCCGCGCGCAGGCGCCCCCGCAGGCGGCGCACCCGGCCCGCGUCCUGCGAGCGGCCCGCGAGUGCCAGGGCACGUGGACGGCGGCGCUCGAGCACUACGCGAGCGACCUGGCCGCCCCUCUCUUCGCCGAGUGGGCGCGUGGCGCCCUCGCCCAGGACACCCGCGCCCUGAGCGGCCCAGCGAGGAGGCGGGCGACCCGCCGCUACCUCCGUGAGGCCGUCGACCCGGGGCUGCAGGCGCGCGAGGACGAAUGGCUCGCGGGCCAGCGCGCGCUCUACCCAGCCCGGGGCGUGCGCAGCUUGCCGGAGGUCAGCGACCUGGCCCUGGUCUGCCAUGCCGUCCGUCCCUGGGCGCAGCUGCGGCUACAAGGCCGCUUCACGUCCCACGGUGGCAUGGCGGCGCCCUGCCGGUGGCGCGGCGCCGUGGCCCCGGUGGACGGCAGCCACCUCGGGGAGUGCCCCCAGGCUGCCCGCGCCGCUCGGGACGCAGCCGCGGGCACCCCAUGGGAGGGGGACAGCGCGGCUGAGCUGUGGCGCCGGUGCCGCGAGGACGCGGACGUCCUCACGGCAAUCACAGUAGCCGGGCGCCUCGCGGCCC
Molecule: messenger RNA, 5983 nt
Organism: Prorocentrum cordatum
Lineage: Eukaryota; Dinophyceae; Prorocentrales; Prorocentraceae
Source: the annotation of a GenBank genome assembly